UCAGUUCCCCCACUGCUUCAACCUUCAGUCUCUUCCGCAACAGACAGGGAAUCUCUUUGCCUUUGUCGGUCAAAGGCGGCCAGGUGUCUUUAGGAUAUUUUCCAGCUCAGGACAUUCAGCCAUCUACCAACCGACAAACACAAUACUAAAAACAGUUCCAACAAGCGUAGGUGUUUCCUUCAGGACGUGACAGAUAACUGUGCUCCUUGUGCCUCUAACCUCCUGCCGAACUGUCCAGGAUGUGGCCAGUGCUGCUUGGUGUGUUCACUGCUUUGGUGGUGGCCUGGGUGACCGUCUACAUUUUUAAUUAUUCCAAGAGAAAGAGGGUCUUUUCCCAGGAGUGCCUGCGACCACCGGGGCCAUUGGUGACAGACAAGAAGCAGAGAGAUGAGGUGCUGAAGAAAGGUUUCAGAAUGGACCGUGUCCCGAGAACCUUGACGCUAUUGAUUGGCAGCGGUAUCGGGGGGCUGACAGCAGCGGCGGUUCUAGCCAAAGCAGGGAAGAGGGUUGUGGUUCUAGAGCAGCAUGACAAGGCUGGAGGUUGCACUCACAGCUUUGAGAACCAGGGCUUUGAGUUUGACGUAGGGAUCCACUACCUGGGCCAGCUCCAUGAGAACAGCAUGUUUCGUGUGGCCCUGGACCAGAUCAGUGAGGGCCAGAUCCAGUUCACCAGGUUGGAGCAGCACUUUGACACACUGAUCCUAGGUCAGGGUGAAGACCGCAGGGACUACCACAUCCUCUCUGGGAAGACGGAGAUGGCAGAGAGCCUGAAGAGGCAGUUUCCUGAUGAUGUGGAGGCCUUGAAUGAAUAUUUCAAGUAUAUGAAGAAGGCAGCUCGUCGUAUCAAUCUCCUGGCCGGCCUCAAGAUGAUGCCCAUGUGGCUGGUAGGCUUCCUGUCUCGGACCGGCCUAUUAGAGCGCAUCUCCUCAGUGUUCCGCAUGGCCAUCACCAAACACACAGAGAAGAUGGCCACUCUGACCAAGAACAAAGACCUGCACGCCCUCUCCGCAUACCUCUUCUAUGGUGUUCCCCCUAAGGAAUCCAGUUUCCUAAUGAAUACUCUACUGCUGCAGCACUAUAAGAGGGGAGCCUACUACCCCAUUGGAGGGGCCAGUGAGAUCGCCUUCCACAUCAUCCCAGUCAUCCGGAAGGCAGGUGGCGCUGUGCUGGUCAGAGCCCCUGUACAGACGGUCCUUCUGAAUGAGGAGGGCUCAGCGUAUGGUGUGACGGUGAGGAAAGGUCAAGAGGAGGUGGAGGUGUUGGCUCCAGUGGUCAUCUCCAAUGCUGGCAUCUUCAACACCUUUGAGAAGUUCCUUCCCCCAGAGAUACAGGCCAAGCCGGACAUCCAGGCCCUGCUGGGGAGGAUGCAGCAUGGGAUGGGCAACUUCCUGGUGUUUGUGGGUCUGGACGGCACGAAGGAGGAGCUGGGCAUUACCUCUAUGAACUACUGGAUGUACAAAGAUAACGACCUGGACACACUGAUGGAACGCUACAGUUCUCUGAGCCGAGAGGAGGUGGCGGGGAACAUCCCCAUGAUGUUCAUUCAUUCCCCCUCUGCCAAAGACCCCACCUCCAGUACCCGCCAUCCAGGGAAGUCCUGUAUGACGCUGUUGACCAUGGCCAAGUUUGAGUGGUUUGAGGACUGGAAAGAUACCAAGAUAAACAAGAGAGGGUCCAAUUACGAAGACCUGAAGAUGAGCAUGGCCAAGGAGCUCCUAGACUGGGCACUGGUUAUCUUCCCUCAGCUCAGGGAUAAGGUGGUGUAUAUGGAGGCUUCCACGCCCCUGACCAACAUGCACUACCUGGGCGCCCCGCGUGGGGAGAUGUAUGGGGCCGAACACAACCUGGACCGCUUCAGCCCGGAGACGGUGGCCAGAACCCGGCCCCCCACCCCCGUCAAGGGACUCUACCUCACCGGCCAGGACGUGUUCUGUAACGGGAUGGCCGGUGCUCUGCACGGAGGAAUCCUGUGUGCCUCGACAGUUCUGGACCGUAUUCUCUACAUAGACCUCCUAGCUCUGAAGAAACAGCUCAAAAAGCAGACUCGUGAAAAGGCUCGUAACAAGGCCUGAGAAACUAUUUGGACACAGCACUGACCACAGUCAAAAUCAUUACAUAAACCAAUACCAUGUAGACGACUGCCUACAGUACGUCACAUUUCUUCCCCCUAUCUAUCAGUUUCAUGUAAGUGCCAUGUUGUCUUGUAUUGAAUUAAAACACGGUGUCUUUCUUUAUUACCUGUUAUGGUUACAUGUUGCCAUCUCUUUAGCUUUGUUUAAUGAUGUUCGGAAAAAAUGACCUCACUGGAUUCCUCGCAGUCGUGAAUGAUUACCACUCUUUAGUCAGAUCGCAGGCAGAAACAUGGGUGUGUUUUAUGUUUUGUUUCCGUUGAAGUGCUUCUGUAGUAUAGACACAACUCAUUAAGGUGCACUUUCCGCUGCGUGUACUUUCAACCAGAUUUUGUUCAAAUAAUACUUGUUACAAUCCAUUGUAACCAAGUAAUGCUGUUACUGUAAUACCUAUCACUGUUACGCUGUUGCUACACUGCUGUAAUUUUUUCACCUAGUACUGUAGACAGCCGCCAGGUAGGUUUCAGCAGGUCCUGUUCUAUCGAGUCAAAUGCAGAUAGGGGAAAAUA
Molecule: messenger RNA, 2638 nt
Organism: Salvelinus sp. IW2-2015
Lineage: Eukaryota; Metazoa; Chordata; Actinopteri; Salmoniformes; Salmonidae
Product: inactive all-trans-retinol 13,14-reductase-like
Molecular function (GO): oxidoreductase activity
Source: RefSeq, a predicted model, not a curated record